Cyprinodon variegatus (sheepshead minnow) is the source of this 3935-nucleotide messenger RNA. Its product is annotated as mitogen-activated protein kinase kinase kinase kinase 3-like. Lineage: Eukaryota; Metazoa; Chordata; Actinopteri; Cyprinodontiformes; Cyprinodontidae. The annotation marks the transcript as partial. The record is from RefSeq and is a predicted model, not a curated record. The transcript has 21 exons. Gene Ontology annotation, molecular function: MAP kinase kinase kinase kinase activity; ATP binding.
UGUGAUUCUGAGCCCUAUCUGGACUGUGUUGAGGAGCUCUACUAUACCGCGAGAUCUAAUCUGGACUUGCAUUUGGAGUAUGGCCAUGAUUCACCAAGUCUGCUUGGAGGAAACAAGAGUCUUCUGAAGUCUGUCGAGGAGGAGCUUCAGCAGAGGGGCCAUGUUGCACACUUAGGGGAUGAUGAGGAUGAUGAUGGUGCAGAUGAUGAUGAUGAAACUCAGACUCACAAAUCCAGCACUAUUAAGAGGCCAAAGGAGCCCCCUCCCCUCCCUCCAAAGCCAAAGUCUAUCAGCUCCUCCCAGCAGCCCCCUCAGCAGAAAAAUGACGAGAGCCAAUUACACCACGAGGACGACGCAGGAGGAGGGGGAACCAUCAAGCGCUGCCCGAGCUCAGAGGCUCCGAGCCCCGCCAAGCCGUCCUCCAGCGUCCCCCCACGGCCUCCGCCCCCGAAGCUGCCGCCCCACCGCCGCAGCAGCCUAGGUAACGACAGCCCGAAGCGAAAAGACGUGGGAAACUCUACCCCAGAGGAGGAUGAUGAUGGGAGCUUUAGGCAUUUCUGGGAAUGGCUCCACACGCCUCACACAGAGGAGGAGCUGGAGGAGGCUUGGGAGGUGCUGAAGGAGGUGAAAGAGGAGCAGGAAAAGGAAGAGAGUAAUGGACUUAACUCUCCUCACAAUGGAGAGAGGGAAAGUGCAGGAGAGAGGCAGUCCACCAUGCCUCCUAGUGUCCCUGUACGGAAAGACAAGAAGGAUGUUCCGAAGCCUAUCAGUAACGGUCUUCCUCCAACACCUAAAGUUCAUAUGGGAGCCUGUUUCUCCAAGGUGUUUAACGGCUGUCCGCUGAAGAUCCACUGUGCCACGUCGUGGAUCAACCCUGACACUAGAGAUCAGUAUUUAAUAUUCGGAGCUGAGGAGGGAAUCUACACUUUAAACCUUAAUGAGCUUCAUGAGACGACGAUGGAGCAGCUCUUCCCUCGGAGGUGUACGUGGUUGUAUGUCAUGAACAGCUGUCUCCUUUCUAUAUCUGGAAAAGCCUCCCAGCUGUACUCCCACAGUCUGUCUGGGCUCUUUGAGCAGGCUAGACAGUUACAGAAGUUACCGGUAUCCAUUCCCACACACAAACUGCCUGAUAAGAUCAUCCCAAGGAAGUUUGCUGUCUCCAAUAAAAUCCCAGACACUAAAGGAUGCCAAAAGUGCUGCGUAGUCCGUAACCCGUACACCGGCCAUAAAUACCUGUGUGGGGCCUUCCAGUCCAGUGUCAUGCUGCUGGAGUGGGUGGAGUCCAUGCAGAGGUUCAUGCUCAUCAAGAACAUUGACUUCCCGCUGCCCUGUCCGUUGGAAGUCUUCGAGAUGUUGGUGGUGCCAGAGCAAACCUAUCCUCUGAUCUGCGUGGCGGUCAGCAAAGGAACCGAACUCAACCAGGUGGUUCGAUUCGGCACCGUCGACCCCAAUGCUACCUCCUCCUGGUUUACAGAAGCAGACAUGCCGCAGACGUGUGUGAUCCACGUCACACAGCUGGAGCGAGACACUAUUCUAGUCUGCCUAGACAGAUGUAUAAAAAUAGUGAACCUGCAGGGCCGGCUAAAAUCCAGCCGGAAGCUAUCGGCUGAACUCACCUUUAACUUCCAGAUCGAAGCGAUAGUUUGUCUUCAGGACAGUGUACUGGCCUUCUGGAGACAUGGCAUGCAGGGUCGGAGCUUUAAGACCAACGAGAUCACACAAGAAAUCUGCGACAACACACGCAUCUUCAGACUACUGGGAUCUGACAGACGUGCUGAUUGUAGAGACCCAGAGUCUGAGGACAGAGACCUCGCUCUGCGCAGGGUGGUCGUGUUGGAGAGCCGGCCGACGGACAACCCCACAGCUCAAAGCAACCUCUACAUCCUGGCGGGCCACGAAAACAGCUACUGAGUCCCACCUGAACACUAACACAGACAAGGGAGCAUCAAAACCAAGUGGUAGUCGCAUUCAUCCCAGCACCGCAGCUAAACCCUAACCCCGCCUCGGCCUCCUGAUAAUGAGACCGCGUUGUCAAAGCAGAUGUGGGUUUUGCAGCCUUUUAAAAUGCACCAGUGUGUUGUAUGGGAAAGGGGGGGGGUGGGUCUACUGUGUGCCCAUGCAAUGAGUCUAAAGAACUGGUCUGAAAGCAGUGAGAGUUCUCCAUCCAACCUUUCCCUACAGUUGACUCCUGGCGUAUAAAAGCAUCCAGAUACACACCAACGCUAUGCUAGUUGUUAUACUACUGCUGUUUGUGCUGAAGCUUCAUAGAAGGGCCUCCGUGCCCCAGAAAAACCCCCUUCCCAUCUGUCCUUUGACCUAGUUUUCUGUCUCCCCGCCUUUUUUUUUUUUUAACUGUCCCUUUAUUUAUUGUGGCAUGACGUAACGUAAUUAACCAGGAUUGGCUUUCUUUGUUUGCCGUAAAAUGUUUUUUUUUUUUAUGAGAAACAAAGGAAGAUGUGCCACUUUGGCUUAGAUUUAAUCCCAGUUCCCCAACACUACACCACACAAGUGCUUAUUAAACCUUUAUUUAAUUUUUGUAAAUACAUUUUUUUUUUUUAUCGUUGACAAAGAUGAACACUAGUAAAAAAAGAAGGUCUGGUUGUGUGUAUAGAUGUGUGAAUAGCUGCUCUGUGGAACUGGAGACUCAAAGAGGUCAUGAUGUUCGGGUCUCCUUGGUGCGGCUUUAGUGAUCAGACUUUCCCCUUAAAAAAAAAAAGGUUUGCUCUAUCAGAUCCUGACAAAUGAAAAUGGGUUGCAAUGGUUUUAGCUCGUUCUCCUGCAGCAUGCAUCGCCAUUUCCUGCCCCGUCACCCAGAGUCCUGUUCUUAUACGUUUCAGCACCACUCCCUUCAACUUUUCUUUUAAACGCUGUUUUAUUCUAAAUUGUUUGUCUUUUUUGAUGUUUUUUUUUUUUUUUUAUCUCUGUUGAACCACUGGUAUCUAAAAUUUGCACAAGAAAAACGUCUUUCAUAAACAAAUGUGACGUCGUAUUGGUAUGUAACCAUGUGUGUGUGAGACGUGUGCUUGGAGACGGCAGGUCACGCCUAAGAGCUCACCGGCUGUCUUUAUCUGGCUGAGGUAACUUUGGAAGAGCAGCAAUAAAAGAGCAACAUAACAGAUUCAGAAUGGGAUUUAGGUAGAAAAAUGUCACUGGUUUCUUGCGACGGAAGCCUAAAAAAAUAGCGUCCUUUUUUGCCAAUCAAACAACUUACUGAUCCUUUUUCCAUCCUGUUCUAUUCAGACGCAUUGAUCUUUCUAAAGAAAAUAUCCAUGGCUGAAGUCUGCCGCAGUUAAAAAGUAAUUAUGUUUAGAGACGCCAAUUAAUACAUUUAAAUUAACUGGAUGUACCGCAUAAAAUCAAUGUGAAUUCUCCUUUAGGCAUAGAUAAUCCUAAUUAAUGUAUGUGGGUUAAAAAUAUAUAUCUUUCAACUUCAAAACCACAAAAAAUGAAUGUUUAUCUUAAUUUUUCUGCUUUUUUAUUGAGAAAAAAUCUUUAAAAAAUCUCUCUGCUGCACACGGAUGGUCAGCUGCCUGGAAAAGGUCUUUUAACGGUUCCCUCACUUAGAAAUAAACAUUUGUUUGUUGGUUUAAAAAAAAACAUUUGCCGUGAUGCAAAUCUAAAGGAGUGCUUUAGUUUGCUAAACCCCCAAUCCAACGCAUCCUGAUAAAAUGUAGAAACCUUUCCUCUGUCAAAAUGAAAACAUUUUUCACAAAAAGCACUUGAUAAAGAGAUUGAUCUGCUGUCUAUGCUGUAUUUGAUUAUAUAAAGAUUAUCUAACUAAUAAUAUUUAUUAGCAGCGGUAGGAUUUGUGGCUUGGUUUUGAAUGUGAACGUUUAGAUCAUGAUUGGUGGUUUUAAAUGUUUGAAACCGUUCAACAGCACAGCUUAGGAAAGUCUGACCGAUUGAAUCUCGAAAGAUGAUUUCUGUCCUAUUAG